AUGGAUAUCGAUAUGAGCAGAAGAAACAAGAAGCCGCGUCUAUUGCUAGAAUCAGAACGUGAGAGACUAGACGAAUUUAUUGAUUCUAUACACUACUCUGCCAGGUAUUCCGACGAUCAAUUUGAAUAUCGACAUGUCCAACUCCCUAAGAAUAUGCUGAAAAAGAUACCGGCCGACUAUUUCGAUAACUCCAAAGGAACACUCAAAUUGCUCUGGGAAGACGAAUGGCGAGCUCUCGGCAUAACUCAGAGUUUGGGCUGGGAGCAUUAUGAAGUACAUGAACCGGAACCACAUAUUCUUUUGUUCAAACGCCCUCUCAACUAUCAGCCGCCAUUGUCACAGUGA
Messenger RNA from Aspergillus homomorphus CBS 101889, 345 nucleotides. Its product is annotated as cyclin-dependent protein kinase regulatory subunit CKS1. The record is from RefSeq and is a predicted model, not a curated record. The transcript has 4 exons. Gene Ontology annotation, cellular component: SCF ubiquitin ligase complex; cyclin-dependent protein kinase holoenzyme complex. Gene Ontology annotation, molecular function: ubiquitin binding; cyclin-dependent protein serine/threonine kinase activator activity; histone binding. Bases 1 to 345 code for a protein of 114 amino acids. NCBI's taxonomy places the organism in Eukaryota, Fungi, Ascomycota, Eurotiomycetes, Eurotiales, Aspergillaceae. Gene Ontology annotation, biological process: regulation of mitotic cell cycle.